AUGCAUCGAUUACGUCCCAUCAACACUUCCAAUCAAACGGUUAGAGCUCAACUCUUUUCAGAAGAACAAAUCAUUGAACAUCAAGCUGGAGUUGGUCUUUAUGAUGGGAAGGAAAAGUGUGAUCAUCGAACAGAUGGUGAUUUGUAUCUUACUUCACAUCGAUUGAUUUAUAUCGAUACUAUCGAUCCUCAACACCAAUCUUGUUUUCUCGAUCUUAAUUUCAUUCGUCAAACCGAAUAUUGGAUUGGGUUUUUGAAAAGUUCACCCAAGAUUACACUCUUGUUAGGUGAACCGACUGUUCAAUCAUCCACUUUACUUGAUCCGACUUUUCAUUCUGUCCAAUCCAAUGAAAUCGUUCAUCAUCUAGCUUCUGAAAAUUGGACUUGCUCAGUUUGUGGGUUUUCAAAUUUAUCGACUCAUCAAUGUGGAUUAUGUGGGAUCCCUAGACCUUCGUCUCAUCAUCUUCCAUCAAGAUCUACUUCAUCCUCUUCUAAGCCUCGAUCCGUUUCGGCUUACCAAUCGUCUCCCAACGUUCUUCAACACACUCCUCGGGCCACUAGUCUGUAUGAUUCGAAUCAGCAAGUCGUCAUUCCGAGCUCUCUGGAUGAACCUACUACUCAACAAACUUGUCCUACUUGUACCUUUAUCAAUCAUUCAUCUAUGACACGGUGUGAGAUCUGUGACUCGAUUCUGAAACCACCAAGGAGCUCUGAUCCUCACUUUCUGACGAAGAAACCUUCGACUAGUUCAAUGAUGAAUGAAAAUGAGAACCGUUUACAACAUUCACGUGCCAGCACACCAGCCCCACCGGCUUCGUAUCCAUCCAAUUCAUAUAUCCGUCUCUCAUUUCGUAAAGGAGGUGAUAAAGGAUUUUAUAAUGCGUUGAAAAGUACAUUACAAACUAAAGCUUGGUUAUCAGCUCGGAGGAGAUCAUGUUCGAAUCGAAUGAAGUCGAUCGAAGGAAAUGGAAAGGCGAUUGGGAUUGAUGGGAUCAUGAGAUCGAUGGAUUCGAAACUUCAAGCUGAACAAGCUGAAAUGAAUGAAGGAUUAAAGGAUUUAGAAGCUUUGAUGGCCAAAGCUAAAGAGAUGGUUCAAAUGGCACAAGUCUUAAAUUCAAAACUCACUGCACUCGAAUCAUCCACUAAUUCAGAUGAAGAUAAUGAUCAAUCCAAACUAACGAUUAUCAGAUCAUCAUUACUUAAACUUGGUUUACCUACACCUGCGAUCACAUCAGAUAUGAUGGAAAAUGAUGAAAGGUAUGAGAUUGAAUUGUCGAAAGAAUUGGCUGGUUUGUUGAGUCGAUCAUUGGAUGGAGGAGGAGGAGCUCAUCCGAUAUUGGGUUUGAAAGAUGGGAAACUUGGAGCUAGGGGUAUCGUUUCACUUGAUGAAGUUUGGUGUCUUUGGAAUCGUGCUCGUGGUGUAGGAGCAUUACUUUCACCUCGAGACUUUUUAUUAGCUUGUGAACGUUUACCGAUUUAUACGGAACCUAAAAUCAGAUUAUUAACUUUGAAAUCCGGUUUAAAAGUUUUAAAUACAUCGUAUUAUGAAAGUGAAGUGUUUGGGAAAAGGUUAAUUAGAUUACUUGAAGAUAAUCCAAUGGGAAGGAUUCAAACGAUUGAAAUGGCACAGAGUGAAGGUCUUUCGAUUAGUUUGACAUUCGAAUUGAUUAGAUUGAUUGAAAUUGAUUAUGGUUGGGUGAUUAGAGAUUCGGAUGAUCGGAAUCAGGUUUAUUGGUAUUUGAACCUUAUUAAUGAUUAUCAUUGGAAUGAUGUGAAUUUUGUUUGA
Molecule: messenger RNA, 1785 nt
Organism: Melampsora larici-populina 98AG31
Lineage: Eukaryota; Fungi; Basidiomycota; Pucciniomycetes; Pucciniales; Melampsoraceae
Exons: 4
Coding region: 1-1785 (594 amino acids)
Biological process (GO): protein transport to vacuole involved in ubiquitin-dependent protein catabolic process via the multivesicular body sorting pathway
Cellular component (GO): ESCRT II complex; late endosome membrane
Molecular function (GO): phosphatidylinositol-3-phosphate binding; ubiquitin binding
Source: RefSeq, a predicted model, not a curated record